Molecule: messenger RNA, 3358 nt
Organism: Scleropages formosus (Asian bonytongue)
Lineage: Eukaryota; Metazoa; Chordata; Actinopteri; Osteoglossiformes; Osteoglossidae
Exons: 17
Coding region: 445-2688 (747 amino acids)
Molecular function (GO): interleukin-17 receptor activity
Source: RefSeq, a predicted model, not a curated record
ACAGCACCACUUGUGGGUGUGUGUGUGUGUGUGUGUGUGAGAGAGACAGAGAGACUCAGUGUUCCUAGCAGGUUUAACGGUGCCGGUAAAAAGGGAGGAGAGGAGAGAUCACAUCCCCUCGUGAAGGGCGCUGCUACAAUGACACUAUUAAGUGAUUUUACACAAGCGCUCGUUUCUAUUGGCACGCAAGGAGUUCAUUAGUUCCUCAUCUCACACUUUCAAUUUUACGCUCUUGGACAGCACGCGCGCGUGUGUGUGUGUUCGCCGGAGCCCUUCAAGGCUCAAGUUCCUCUUUCGCGGAACUGCAGCGUCUCCUUUCAGCACGUGGAGCUCGUUGUUGCCGAGGCGCCACACGCAAGGGAGGGACAGUAACCAGGCGGCGCGCGCGCGUCCGUGCCUGCGGCUCACAAAGGAUCCCUCUGGACUCCGGACCCUUCCUGCGCCAUGUCCCCCCGCGGGAGCGGUGGGGGGGGCGCUCCGCUCCUCCGCUCGCUGUCCGUCGUCGCCGUGCUGCUGCUGUGCCCGAGGCCCUGCUCCCCCUCCCCCUCCCCCUCUUCUGCCGGACACCUGGACAAGGUGGAGCUCGGCGCCGGCUCGCGGCUCACCUGUGCGCAGGUGUUGACUGACUGCAGGGUCACAGACGAGCUCAUCGGGACGCCGUCGUCCGGGCCCGUGGAUCUGGGACGAGUGGAGCUGCGCGCCGUGCUGUGCUGCACCGCAGGCGCGGAGUGCGUGCCGUGCAUGAAGAUCGUCACACACCUCACCGUCACGGAGAGGACGGAGCUGGAACUGUUGGGUGACGAUGACGAUGACGAUGACGAUGAUAACGACAGUGAGCACGUCGAUGACAUAGAAGGUGGAGAUGAUGAUGAAUACGACCGCACUGAGAACGAGGGGAAAGAAGAAGGCAGCGUGAGCGGUCCAGAUGCACCCCCCACACUGCCAGGUGAGAAGCGGAACAAGAGAAAGAACGCGACGCUCAGCCUGCAGCUCUCUGGUCCCGUGCCAGUCGAGACAGGAGCCACUCUGCCCCCUGCUGCUCGCUCUGCGGAAUCACCUGUGUCCCUGAGGGUGUGUCAUGGCGUCCCGCACCUCUUCCCCACAUGCAAGAGGGUCGAGUUCACAGUGCCCGCCGGUGCGGCACAGGGGCACGAACAGCCGGAGGUGUGGUUCUCCCUUGUCGUAUCAGAAAAGGUCUUGUUCGACAGCCAAGUGACAGUGUGGGUCCUCCAGCAAAACUUUUCGCUCACCUUCCCCUCCAAGAAGGACGUUUGCUCCCCGGCCCUGCACCAGGUCGUGACCCACUGCGAUGUCCCAGCACUGCGGACCGUAAUCGACCGUCAGAACGCUGCGGUCACCCUGCAGCUGGACGACAGAGACGCGAGACGCGCCCUGGACGUGGGGCUCUGCAUCAAGUAUGGUGAUCGAGACAGGUGCUCCUACCGCCAGUGGAAGAGCACCGAGAAAAUCACCCUCCCGCUGAGCUCAGUCGUCCCCUGCAUGUGCUUCCAGGUGUGGUGGAUCCAGAAAGACUCGCUGCGUGUGCAGAUGUGUCCGUUCCUCAACCGCACAGAGUUCCUCCAGAACGUGUGGGACAAUAUUUCCGUGUCUGUAAGACCGUCUCAGACGCAUGAGGACGAGGCCGUGCUGGAGUGGACCGUGAGCGCCCCCUGCAGGCUGGAGGCGGAGCUGUGGCCGUGCCGGAUGGGGGCGGCAGAGGCGAGCCGCUGCAGGGAGGUGGAGGGGAUGCGGCAGAGUCUGCAGGGCGAGCGACAGAAAAGUGGAUGGUUUUUUCACCUGCAGCCGCACCCGUCCCUGUGUGCUCAGAUGAAGGUGAAGGGGAAGGAUGUGGAGCUCGGCCCCUACUGUCCCCUGGCCUCUGCUCGAAGCCGCUGGAGCCUGGUGGUGCUCUUCGUCAUCAUGGUCGUCUGUAUAGGCAUCUUGGCGAUGUACCUGUUGCAUGGCACCCUCAAACGUCUGGUGUCCAGGUGGUUCAAAGACAGCAGCAUCAGGGGGGCCGUGGAGGGCGGCCAGGUGCUGCUGCUGUGCCCUCCGGACUCGGACCCGCGCGUCGCCGCCCUCGUGUGCCAGCUGGGCUCGUCUCUGUCGCACCUCGGCUUCUGCGUCUCCCUCGAGCUCUGGAGCCGCCGUGAGCUGAGUGCCCUCGGACCUGUGCCCUGGCUGCACUCACGCCUCGACCGCCUGCAGCGCCACGGGGGCAAGGCGGCGCUGCUGCUGACGCAGGCCGCCUGGCAGCGCGCCCACGAGUGGGCCCGCAGCGAGCCCGAGAGCGCCCCCCGGAGCCCGGCACGCACCGACGUGUUCGGCGCCUCGUUGAGCUGCGUUGCGGCCGAUCGCCUGCAGGGCCGCGCCGGCGAGCGCUUCGUUCUGGCGCGGUUUGAGGCGCUGCCCCCCGUGCCGCUUGGUGCCGGGCAGCCACUCCCCGAACCCUUCCGGGGCCUGGCGCUCUACAGCCUGCCCUCGCAGAGCCUCGGCUUCCUCACGGAGCUGGCUGGCGCCGCGGGGGGCCGAGGGCAGAGCCGGCGGAGGAGGGCGGGUGGCUUGAGGGCGGCGUCCCGCGCACUGGCGCUCGGUCUCCGGGCAACGGGCACGUCCGGUGGGGGGGACACCUGGGAGACGGUGCCCCUGCAGCGCUGGGCGUUGGAGGGGCCCGACGGCACCCCCUAGUGGAGGGUGCAGGAGCGUCCCGGAGGACUCGUGUUCCCAGAAUGCCUUGUGCUCCAGCGCCUAGGACUGACAGGAGAUGAUGGCCCAGGAGAACCUUCCUGAGGUCGAGCAGUUCAAACGCCGAACUUCCGACUGAAUUUUCAUCUUCUUUCCGUGUCUUUCGAGGACCCGAGCAUCUCUCUCGGCUGGACUGGACCGGAAGCUUCUCUCGCGAGUACCGCGGUACAGCGCUGUGUCAUAAGACACAAGAGUGUGACAGGAAAGGAGCUACAGCUGUGAGUGUGUGGAACUGUCCGGCUCUGGACGUUUGGACACGAGGGCUUUUUCUGCCUGCGCUCUGAGGAGCAUCACUGCGCGCAUGUAACCUGUGUGUGUGUGUGUGUGUGUGUGUGUGUGUGUGUGUGUGUGUGCGCGUGCGUGUGCGUGUGCGUGCGUGCGCCUCCUCCUGCCACAGCCACUUGCAUUCCAACAGCAAUUAAUAUGGGCAUUAUUAAUUAUUAAUAAUGGCACAGUUAAUUAUUGAAAUAAUUUAUAUACAUGGUUUUUUGCCCGAGUUUUUUCCUUUCCUCCAUGGCCAGUUCACUUACUUACAGCUCAAAUAAUCACAUAGUUACUGUAGUAAUUUACUGUAUGGCCAGCUUUUUAUUUGUAUUAUGUCUCUGGUCCUUUG